Messenger RNA from Sesamum indicum (sesame), 923 nucleotides. Its product is annotated as cell number regulator 5. Lineage: Eukaryota; Viridiplantae; Streptophyta; Magnoliopsida; Lamiales; Pedaliaceae. The record is from RefSeq and is a predicted model, not a curated record.
GCUUUUUAUCAAUUCUCCUACAGUUCCCUCCCCUCAGGUUGGUACUCACGUUCAAUUGCUCUGAUUUGUGAUUGAUUUCAAAAUCAUGAUGACCUUCAUUAGCUGAUUCGUGGUUUGUGGAAUUUGAUGGAAAGCAGUUUGCAUCGUACUCUCUCUGGGAUCUUGCUGCAGGUUGAUGCGCAAGCUGUUGAAAAAGACUCUUGAGCUGCAACAUCUUAUUUCUUUCCAGAAAAAUGGUGGCCAAAACCAGUUAUGCCGCACCAAUUUAUGUUCCCCUAGAUGCAGAAGUAGAUCCAGUACCCCCCGAGGAUGCCACACCUCUUCAACCGGACAUUAAUUACAACACGGGGCAGUGGUCUUCUGGAAUUUGUGCUUGUUUCGAUGAUAUACAGAGCUGUUGUAUGGGAUUUUGUUGCCCAUCUUAUAUUUUUGGAAGAAAUGCAGAGUUUCUGGGAUCUGGAACUCUAGGGGGAUCUUGUAUGACACAUUUUAUUUUGUGCACUCUUGUUAAUGCAUUAUGCUGCUUGUUGACUGAAGGCGUUUCUUUCGGAUUGGCCGGAUGCUUCAUUGCACCAUAUGCAUGUGGAUACCGAAGGACAAUAAGGUCAAAGUACAAUCUGCAGGAGGUCCCCUGCGGAGACUUCUGCACUCAUUUCUUCUGCCAUUUAUGCGCCCUAUGUCAAGAAUACAGAGAAAUCCGUGGAAGGUGUGGAGAUUUAAACGCACCUGGCCAGAAUUCGGCACAAGUCACCCCCCCGCUGGUGCAGACAAUAGAUUCGGAUUCGUCCACAGAAUAAGCCGUCUAUUGUCACAGCAUUGUUCACAUUUUACCGGUUUUUAGUGUUUUCGAAAUUUAGUGUAAUUACAUUUAAAUUUUUGGUGGUUUGGAAAAUUACGUCUAAUAUUUCUGAGGUUUGCUUUUA